AUGCAUUUCACAUACAAUGGCGAGUUGGUCCACUCCGUAGACGUGGACGUAGGCGUAGACGGUGCAGGUUUAGGUGCAGGAUCUAGUGUAAACACAAUAUCAAGUACAAGGCCAGCUGUAGGAGCAAGUUUAGGGACAAGUGCCACUGUAGGAGCAAAGACAGAGACCUGCACGUAUCCGAUCACAUCGGUGAUUCUCUAUGGGACGGCCCAGUUUGUGGACGCUUGGAGAGGUGGAUAUGAAGGGUUUGAGUUGCUAGACUUGGAGUGUGCUGCCCGUUUGGUUCUACAGAGACAGGCGUAUCUAAUCUACCGGUGGUCCCUUACGAGACUUCUACUGCUGGACGAGAGCCUUGUAUGUGGUGUAGCCAGGUGCUUUGACGUCUCUCCAGACAAUUUCGUUCCACAAGAGGAGGAAGUUCAAUUCUAUCUAAAGGAACCCUGUUUCCUCUGGAGAUUCAGCCGGCACAACUAUGACACCGUUGUCUCUUCAAUAAGGGAGGGGAGGCUUCUCAUGUUGUCUGAUAAAGGCCACGAUUCCAGCCCACCUGUUGGUUACGAAUACGAUAUCGAGAAACACCUCCUUAUAGGUGCACUCGAGGAGAAGUUCAAGUGUCAGUUGAACCAAUGGGAGGUGCUCGAGUACCGCCAUUCCCUUGACUUUUACCUCCAUUCCAUGGACAAGGAAACGACUUACCAAGAGUUUGUCUCGGUGCUAUUGACGGGGGGAUGUGGACGGUAUACGAGCGAGUUGUACAGGCAACUCAAGAGGAAGGAAGCAACCUCAAGAGUAUCUCAUAAAGGACAACGAGGAAUAUUACAAAAGAUCUACAUGAGGAUCGCACCGGGGAGAACCAAAUCAAAGAUUUACAAUGUACCUGAAAGUACAACCAUGGGGAAGCAAGCCUCUGGUGGUGUCUAUCCGUUUCUUCAACGGGGUGCCGCCUCCAUUUCGGAAGAGCUUGUCACCUCUUUACCCGAGUUCGUACUUGAGAGGGGGAAAAUUCACCUGUGGGACAGUGAUUGGAUCAACGAGGCUCUCUUUGAUCAUGAGCACCCAUUUUCACUUUACAGGUUUGCCGUUGCUAUUGAUGAUGGGUAUUUGGCGACAAAAUACAAGCACAUCAACGCAAGGGGAGAGACUGUGAGAACAGGGUGGGGCAACGGGAAGCCGGUUGCUAUUGGAAGAAAACGGCUACUCGAAAUGUGGAUGCAAUGUGUCCCCACUAAGUAUACACACCAAAGAUACUGCCAUCGAUUGGAGACGUCCAAGUGGCACCAAAUUGAGGAGAGCUGCAUGAGACAGAUUGAACUUUUCAAGGAUUCGAAAGUGAAUUUGGUUACAGAUAUUACAGCAGCAAACCUAGACUCAUGUGUACAUUUGGAUCCAGAUGACAAAGAGGCAUACAUUAUCAGAAAUGCCGAGAUCUCUGGAUGUCUUUACCGCCCCACCGAGGGCCACCAUAAUCUACCUACACCAUUGCUACUGGGGGACAAAUCAUUGCCCUCUAGUGAUUACAAACGCAAAGUGGGUGUCAUGUCUGCUCCAAAUCCAUGCUUGCAAAUAGAGCGUGAACAAUUUUUGGAAAAUGGACUGACUUAUAAUCUCCAAAUGUUCAAUACAGAUGUAAUCAAUCCUUCAAAGGAUGUUUACAUUCCACCACGAGUGUGUAAUUUGGAGAAACUGGCAUUGAAUGCGAUAUCCAACCAAAAUGCCUUAAUUGGAGAGAGGUAUCAUGUCGAUUUGGGUCCAUACGUGGAGAAGAUAGAUUUUAGUUGUUUGUUUCUCAGAGAUGGGAAGACUAAGCCCUUCAGGAGAUCACAUAAUCUCUACAUUGACAAGGUUUCUGCAAGGUUUGAGAGAUUGUACCCAAGAUUAGUCGAGGUUCUCCAGGUGGCAGAUAACCUCAAGAGUUUCUUAUACUCUUCACAGGAUAUGGCCCAACAUGUUGUUGAAGAUUCCAUCAAGUUGUCCUGUUUUGUCAGCACUCAAGUGAUUCCUUUCCCGCACGUACAUUAUGUGAAUUCUAGCCAGACAAAAAUCAAUAUUGCAAAUUACCUCACGUUCUAUUUCACCAAACACAACCGAGAUGCCCUAGGAAGGGAUGCUCAAACAUAUUUCGACUCUAGGUUAAAGAUCCAGUUUAAAUCGUCCAAACAUUCCCGAUUCCUCUUUUCGUUUGCCCGUGAUAGAUACCUCUCGGAGUUGUACACUGCCGUGCAGGUACUCCAAAUGGAGGCCGGACAGAGAGAGCAUCUUCGCUGGCCAGUGCAUGAGUUUGAGUUCGACUCAGAGUACAUGGAUCUCAUCAAGUUAUUCUUCCCACAUAGACAUAAUGACAUAGCCACCAUAAUCGAGUGUGCCUCUAAGGAGAGACAUCCACGGCAAGUUCACUCUGCCUGCACCCCUCCUACUGUUCUCAAGGAGGUACUCUAA
Messenger RNA from Pichia kudriavzevii, 2436 nucleotides. RefSeq lists its product as uncharacterized. The record is from RefSeq and is a predicted model, not a curated record. The transcript has a single exon. Bases 1 to 2436 code for a protein of 811 amino acids. Lineage: Eukaryota; Fungi; Ascomycota; Pichiomycetes; Pichiales; Pichiaceae.